Abrus precatorius (Indian licorice) is the source of this 778-nucleotide messenger RNA. RefSeq names its product bifunctional bis(5'-adenosyl)-triphosphatase/adenylylsulfatase FHIT. The transcript is spliced from 5 exons. The record is from RefSeq and is a predicted model, not a curated record. Gene Ontology annotation, molecular function: catalytic activity. NCBI's taxonomy places the organism in Eukaryota, Viridiplantae, Streptophyta, Magnoliopsida, Fabales, Fabaceae. The coding region runs from base 11 to 580 and encodes 189 amino acids.
GAAGGUGCAAAUGGUGUCGUUGCCCUGCAUUGGCCACAUUCCUCGUUGGUUUCUGCCACUCUCUUCAACAGCGUUACGAAUCCGACCAAUCGGGUUCUCUACCAAGAUGGCUACAGAAGACUACACUUUUGGGCCUUACAAGAUUCCCCACAGUGAAGUGUUCUACUCCACCCAUCUCUCUUAUGCCAUGGUUAACCUGCGUCCUCUUCUCCCUGCACAUGUGCUUAUCUGUCCAAAGCGUGAAGUUAAACGAUUUGUUGAUCUCACCGCUGAUGAGACUUCUGAUUUAUGGCUCACUGCACAAAAAGUUGGAAGACAGCUUGAGAGCUACCACAAGGCUUCAUCACUUACUUUGGCCAUCCAAGAUGGCCCCCAAGCAGGACAGACAGUGCCUCAUGUUCACAUUCAUGUUGUCCCUCGGAAAGGUGGCGAUUUUGAGAAGAACGAUGAGAUAUACGAUGCAAUGGAUGAGAAGGAGAAGGAAUUGAAAGAAAAGCUUGACUUGGACAAGGAGAGGAAAGACAGAAGCUUUGAAGAGAUGUCUCAGGAGGCAGAUGAAUACAGAAAACUUUUCUUAUAACUUUUUGGCUGGCAGAAUUUAAAUUCUGUCUGCAGAUUUUCUCAUUAUAGAUCAUUUAAUGCACUUCCUAGUAGCCACAGAAAAGUUUAUUCCACCACUUUAGAACUUUGCAUUGCACUGAACCAUACAAAUCACACAAAUUCUAGUCCUCAGGGGAACUUAUUAUUUAUGGUUACAUGUAGCAUUGUACUCAUAUCA